AUGACAGAUGCUGAGCCCAGCAUCAAGGCGUUGGCAGAAGCUGCCAGCAAGGAAUGGGGUGGAGAGUGCCAGUUGAUGACAGCGCCUAGAGGCUCACACGCUUCCAACGGUGCGUGUGAGCGAGCCAUCCUUGAGCUGGCUCGUCAAGCUCGGACCUUGGUGAGCAGUUUGGAAGAGCGAUUUCCUGGUUUUAAGUUGAACCCCAAAGACAAACACUACCCGUGGCUGAUACGCCAAGCUUCAUGGCUUCUGACCAGAUACCUGGUAAAGGCCGACGGCAAAACGUCGUAUGAGCGAUUGAGAGGGCGGACCUACAAAGGUUCAAUCAUUGAGCCCUUUGAGAGUUGUCACUACAAAGUGGCGGAUGCGGAAAAGGGGAAACGUGAUGCACAGACAAACACGGGCAUCUGGUUGGGUAAGAGUUUGCAAUCAGACGAACAUUUGGUUGCAACUGAGCACGGCAUCAGGCGAUGCCGGACGAUCUGGAGGAAGCCAGAGAGAUUGAGAUGGAACCUCAAAGGUUUCCAGAGUUGGGUUGGCCUUCCUUGGCAACCUCGUGGUCCACCCACACCAACUCCAGAAGCAAUCCGCUCAGGAGUCACUAGCCCUGGCACUCCAGUGCCAGGAACACCAGGUGUAAAGAAAGGCGUGUACAUCACGGUAGGGCAACAGCUGAAGCAUGGCAUGAGGCCAGGAUGCCCCGGAUGCCACAGUUCAGAUGAACAUCCCAAGAGGCACCAUGCUGAGUGCCGUGCGCGAUUUGAGAAGUUGAUCAGUGAGGAGCGCUUGAAGCUCGAGUCCAAGGAGGUCUUGGACGUAGAGAUGGGUGCGGGUACCUCCGCUUCAUCUCGGCCAUCUGCGGGUAACACCGCGGCAGUUGGAGAGUUGCCAGCGGGAAACACCGCGGCAACGGGAAAGUCAUCUGCGGGGCACACCGCGAUGACAAGUCCGUCAGCGGGGAACACCGCGACGGCUGAUGGAUCGGUCGCGGGCCGCCCCGCACCGGUUGAAGGCCCACUAGAAGGUACAUCCAUGGGCAGUGAAGCAAAGAGACUGAAGAAAGAUCAGUCGUCUGGAAGCAAGCGACCAGCUGAAACAUCGCCGGAUGAUCUCUCUGCAGAGAUCGAAAGGCGCUCAGUGGCAGCGCUACUUGAAGCUCCACAAGAAGAAGUGGAUUACAACGAUCGUCCAACACUUCAUGAGGUUCCCUUGGCUGCUUAUCCUGAAUGGGCAGAAGUGGGACAGGUACUUGACGAAAGGAGCGGUGAAGUUCUUGAACCGGACAAGGUCAAGAAGGCUCGGGGAAGAGAAUUGGAAAAGAUGGAAACCCAUGGUGUCGAGAAAGACAUCCGAUUGAGUGAAGCCAAGUCACGAAUCGCAGUCAUCCCUCCCAAAGAUCUCUUUGACGGAGAAUGGGCUUGGGAAUUGGUCAAGGCUAUGAAUGGAACUAGAGAAGCGUCUCGUCAAUGGAGCCUUUACAUCCGUUCGGCGAUGGUUCCUGAAGGCUUCCGUUUGUCCGAGUUGGUUCCUAACCUGUUCCACCACGACGAGUGGGACAUCACAAUGGCAUGUCACGGAGACGAUUUCAUUGCAGAAGGAACAGCCGCAGACCUUGAUAGGCUAGAUGGGAUCAUGAAAAGGCACUUUCAAGUCAAGGUACUUCCUCGGAUUGGCGAUCCCAGCUAUGGAGGGGCCGUGGCCGAAGGCAAUCAUUUGAACAGGAUCAUCCAAUGGUCUGAUAAAGGCUUCUCCUGGCAGGCUGAUCCCAAACAUGCAGUUGAGUUUGUGAAAGAGCUCGGCUUGGAAGGCAGCAAAGGUGUCGAAACACCUGCAAGCAAGGACACUGGCAGGAAUGAACGGCAUGCUGAUGAUCCCUUGUCCUCAUCAGAUGCAAGUGAGUUUCGUAGACUUGCAGGAAUUGCCUUGUACCUCUCGCUGGAUAGGCCCAGCAUCCCAUUUCCUGUCUUGCAGAUCGCCGCAGGUGAAACACCUUUCGUUGAAAGAGCUAGACGGCUCCAAGAUGCUGUGGAGAAAGGUGAACUGAAAGUGAAGAAGGAAAAGACUUCCGAGAACUGGGCUGACUUAGGCACAAAGAUCUUGGAUGCACCCCGAGUGGCAGAGCUAAUGAGCAAGAUGCCCCUGUUCAGAAGGGGCUUAGUGGGGGCAUGUCUUGUUCUGAGUGCUAAGGAGUUUGAAUUCGAAUGA
This is a messenger RNA of Durusdinium trenchii, 2205 nucleotides long. Lineage: Eukaryota; Dinophyceae; Suessiales; Symbiodiniaceae. The record is from the annotation of a GenBank genome assembly.